AUGACUACACGCGUAGUCUUGGACUACCGGACGAAGAAGCGAAAGCGAGGGCCGCAUGCGAAGUGUGCUACAUGUAGAGCACGCAAGGUCAAGUGCGAUGGCAAUCAGCCGUGUGCCCACUGCGCGUUGGCCGACACCGAGUGUGUCUACGGCUCCGAGCCGCUCACCAAAGCUAAGAGUGACGCGAUCCUGGAGACGGUGCUCAGAUUAGAGGACCGAUUAUCCCAUAUCUCAGCCAGCCACCCGUCUCUGCGCUCGCCUCCAAGCCCCGACACCGUUCCGCCAGCAACACGAUCUCCACAGACAGUGACUACCGAUCGGCAGCCUUCUUCUAUCACUGGAGCCCGUCAGCUUGUUCAAGAUGUACGGCACACGCGAAACGAGAGCCUGGACAACGCUGUCCUUUCAGCGGAGCACACGUCAACAACUGAAAGUGUUCUCGCUUGGCCUUAUUUCGAUAUCUGCCACAGUCUGAGGAGCCAGUAUCAGCCUAUAUUUGCUCUUGAGCAACAGAGAUCCAAGUUCAGCCCGGCCGCUGCCCACCAAUUACCUUUUCUGGACCCUAGCGAGGCGCACACCAUUAUAAAGGCCUUCCAAGAUGUCGUCAACUUUUCUUAUCCGACAGUGCUCGCCAGCAUCCUAAACGAUGUGGAGCAUCGCACGUUGAAGGGACCAAACGACGACAGCGUCGAGGCAUGUCUAGCUCUCUUGAUCAUGGCGCUGGGUUGCGCCUGUCGAGUUGUACAGUUUCUCAACCCUGAUGUGAUCCCGUCAAACAGUCCAGACCAGCAGGUCAUCCGAAGUAGGCUGCUUGCACAGACGUACUUCGACUUAUACCUUCAACGACUCAGUGUGGUCCACUUGGAGGUGUCAACCACAUCUACGCAGUGUGUCUUCUUCACUGCGCUGUUCUUUGCAUACCUACAGAGGCCGCUCCAGGCAUGGGCUUACAUAAGCAUGACCGCUGCGAAGUGCCGGCUUCUGCUGUCAUACUCAUCCGCUGAUGCGGGUGUCGAUACUGAGUGUCUUCGAAGGAUAUUCUGGUCGUGCUUCAUCCUAGAAUCAGACUACAUCGCCGAACUGGCUGCGCUUCCCCAAACUGGGGUCAGCGACAUGGAGUCGUUGGUACCGUACCCAGCCCUCUAUCAGACAUCAGAGGAUCACAUCGAGCGGGAGCAUUCGAGCCUCUACUUUCUAGCAUGUGUCUCAAUGCGGCGCCUGCUCAAUCGCGUCCACGAUCUGCUCUACGCGCCUGAAACAGGCGUUGCUUUUGACGAUGCUCGCUUCCCUCAUGUUGUGACCGAGCUCGAUCAUCAGCUCGAAGAAUGGAGAGAAUGUUUGCCCCCGUUCUUUCACUUCACGGUUGAUGAGUCAAAGACUGAGACACAACAUGGAGGUUUCUUGCGGCAAAGAUACCUGACGUGUCGAGCGGUGAUAUAUCGCCCUUUCCUGAAUCAGGUCCUGUCACAGACUUCUCAUGGGGAGCUUGUUGGCUCAAACGUGCUUGACAAGAGUGAGAUUUGUCUGAGGAUGUGCCUGUUGCACAUACUCAAUCUUCGGGCUUAUAGUCAGACCGUGUUGGUCGACACAUGGAUCUGCUCUCUCUCCAUGGCUAGCACAAUGCUUUUGUUGCUUGCGGCGAGUAGGAUUCCUGACUUGAAAGCACGCCUUACCGAUGAUGUUCUGUCGGUCGGAAACCACCUCUGUGAGCUCAUUGAGCCUUGGAUGAGCGUGCAUGGUGAUCAGAAGUCGCCAAGCGUCAGACAGAGUCUCUGGAUGAUUAGCGAGAUCGAUGGACUACUACACCGAGUGUUAGAGAAGGGCGAGUGA
Pseudocercospora fijiensis CIRAD86 is the source of this 1830-nucleotide messenger RNA. RefSeq lists its product as uncharacterized. The record is from RefSeq and is a predicted model, not a curated record. Bases 1 to 1830 code for a protein of 609 amino acids. The transcript has 3 exons. Lineage: Eukaryota; Fungi; Ascomycota; Dothideomycetes; Mycosphaerellales; Mycosphaerellaceae. Gene Ontology annotation, biological process: DNA-templated transcription; regulation of DNA-templated transcription. Gene Ontology annotation, molecular function: DNA binding; zinc ion binding; DNA-binding transcription factor activity, RNA polymerase II-specific.